Messenger RNA from Lontra canadensis (Northern American river otter), 1124 nucleotides. RefSeq names its product protein AATF-like. Gene Ontology annotation, cellular component: nucleolus. The record is from RefSeq and is a predicted model, not a curated record. Gene Ontology annotation, biological process: regulation of transcription by RNA polymerase II. The transcript is spliced from 4 exons. The annotation marks the transcript as partial. NCBI's taxonomy places the organism in Eukaryota, Metazoa, Chordata, Mammalia, Carnivora, Mustelidae.
CGCGCCUCCCGGAAGUGGCCGGCCCCGAGCGAGAGCGGGGUUCUGCGCGGUCCCUGGCUGUUCUGGGCGCUAGUCUCCCGGCAACAGGGCCCGGCGGGGAGAAAGCGUCCAGGCCGGGGCCGCACACUGACGAGCGCCGCGCGGAGCGAGACCUGGUGACGAUGGCGGGGCCGCUGGCGCUGCAGCUGGAACAGUUGUUGAACCCGCGCCCGCGCGAGGCGGAUCCUGAGGCGGACCCAGAGGAGGCCACUGCUGCCCGAGUGAUUGACAGGUUUGAUGAAGGGGAAGAUGGGGAAAGUGAUUUCCUGGUGGUGGGUAGCAUUAGAAAACUGGCAUCAGCCUCCCUCUUGGACACAGACGAAAGGUAUUCUGGCAGGGCUACUUCUAGAAAAGCUUGGAAGAAGAACCAUUGGGAGCAGACUCUGCCAGAUUCAUCUGACCAGGAGAUACCUGAUGAGGAAGAGUCUGGAGAUGGAGAUGCAGAGGGGCUGGGUCUGGAGGGAUCCGAUGAGGAUGCCAUGAGUGCUGCUGAGGAAGAAGAGUGUGACGAUGACAGGGACAGUAGUCUGGCCUGGAAGAAGAGCCAAAACCGCACUGGGAAAACACCGGGUUUUAGUGUCCAGAGCAUCAGUGACUUUGAAAAGUUCACCCAGGGAAUGGAUGACCUUGGUAGCAGUGAGGAGGAGGAAGAUGAAGAGGAGGAGGAGAGUGGCAUGGAAGAAGGGGAUGGGGAGGAAGACUCUGCGGGUGAGAGUGAGGAAGACAGAGCUGAAGACAGGAAUAGUGAAGACGACGGUGUCGUGAUGACGUUCUCUGGCGUCAGAGUUUCUGAGGAAGUGGAGAAAGGAAGAGCUGUGAAGAACCAGAUAGCACUGUGGGACCAGCUCUUGGAAGGAAGGAUCAAGCUACAAAAAGCUCUGUUGACCACCAAUCAGCUUCCUCAACCAGAUGUUUUCCCUAUUUUCAAGGACAAAGGUGGCCCAGAAUUUGCCAGCGCACUAAAAAAUAGUAAGAAUACUUAUGCCACUUGGGGAUACUUAGAACCACUGGGAUACAUUGAUAUACAUUGUAUUUGUAGCACCACAGAGUUGAAGAAGAGAAGAUUUGAUUUUAGUGAUAAUGUG